Molecule: messenger RNA, 7876 nt
Organism: Mus pahari (shrew mouse)
Lineage: Eukaryota; Metazoa; Chordata; Mammalia; Rodentia; Muridae
Gene: Arhgap31
Product: Rho GTPase activating protein 31
Exons: 11
Coding region: 632-4843 (1403 amino acids)
Biological process (GO): small GTPase-mediated signal transduction
Molecular function (GO): GTPase activator activity
Source: RefSeq, a predicted model, not a curated record
AAGCGGGCGGGCGGCCGCGGUUCCUCGCGAGGCCGAUUUCCUCCGGGACGGCCCUGGGCGAUACUCUGGACUUACAGAUCCACCUCGGGAGAGCGCGAUCUCUCUCCCCCAGACCGCGCGGCUCAACCCACCCACUUACUUCCUUCGACUGCACACACACACACACACACACACACACACCAGAGCUGCCAAAAAUUUCCAACCUCCGCCCCCCUCCCGAGCUGACUUCCUUCCAGCGCUUCCUGAGCUGGACGAUCCUGGGAUUUGUAAGACAGGAAAAAAGGGACGGCGCGAGGGCGGGCGAAGGGACGGGAUGCUGGCUGUUCGGGGUCCUCCGGCGCUCUGAAGGCAGAGCGCGGGCCUAGGGCGGAGCACACUCAGCCCCGGGGCGGUCCCCUAACCGCCGCGCCCCGGCCCCGGCUCCUCGCAAGGCUCAGCCGAGAAGCGCGGGGAGACGCCGCCGGAGCCCGAGUAGGGAGGUGACACCCGCCCCGGGCGGUGCACGGCCCGAUCUGCGCGCCCAUGCCGACCCGUGGCGCCGCUCUGCCCCGGUGACCCGACCCCCGAAACCCUCAUCAGCGGUGCGGAGCAGAGAGCGCAGACGGAGGGGCAGCCUCUGUGGGACUAACUCAUGAAGAACAAGGGUGCCAAGCAGAAGCUGAAACGAAAGGGAGCCGCCAGUGCGUUUGGAUGUGACCUGACGGAGUAUCUGGAAAGUUCGGGACAGGAUGUUCCAUAUGUGCUGAAGAGCUGUGCUGAAUUCAUAGAGACUCACGGCAUUGUGGAUGGAAUCUAUCGCCUCUCGGGUGUCACCUCAAACAUCCAGCGGCUGAGGCAAGAGUUUGGCUCAGAUCAAUGCCCAGAUCUGACAAGAGAAGUGUACCUUCAAGACAUCCACUGUGUGGGCUCCCUGUGCAAGCUCUACUUCCGGGAGCUGCCCAACCCCCUCCUGACCUACGAGCUCUAUGAGAAAUUCACGGAAGCAGUGUCUCAUUGCCCAGAAGAAGGCCAGCUGGCCCGGAUCCAGAAUGUUAUCCUGGAGCUGCCCCCACCCCAUUAUAGGACCUUGGAAUACCUGAUUCGACACCUGGCCCACAUUGCCUCAUUCAGCAGCAAGACCAACAUGCACGCCAGGAACCUGGCCCUGGUGUGGGCCCCAAACCUCCUCAGGAGUAAGAAAAUCGAAGCCACUAUUUGCAAUGGAGAUGCAGCGUUUCUGGCAGUCCGGGUCCAGCAGGUGGUGAUUGAGUUUAUAUUAAAUCACGCUGAUCAGAUCUUCAACGGCGGUGCUCCAGGGGCUCUGCAGCAGGAUGAAAGCCGUACUAUCACAAAGAGCCUGACCUUGCCAGCCCUGUCCCUGCCCAUGAAGUUGGUAAGCCUGGAGGAGGCUCAGGCCCGAAGCUUGGCGACAAACCACCCUGCUCGGAAGGAAAGACGAGAGAACAGCCUGCCCGAGAUCGUCCCUCCUCCCUUCCACACCGUCCUUGAGUUACCAGACAACAAGAGAAAGCUUUCCAGCAAGUCAAAGAAGUGGAAAUCAAUAUUUAACCUGGGGCGUUCUGGAUCGGACUCGAAGUCCAAGCUCAGUAGAAACGGGAGUGUGUUCGUGAGAGGCCAGAGGCUGUCGGGGAAAGAAAACAAAGGAAAUUUCAAUCGAACAGUCACCACUGGGGGAUUUUUCAUCCCAGCCACAAAAAUGCACGCGAGCAACACCGGCAGCUCCUGUGACCUCAGCAAGGAGGGUGAAUGGGGUCAGGAGGGGAUGCCGGCUGGUGCUGAGGGGGGCUGCGAGGUGGGCGGUCAGAUCCGGCCCCUGCCUGAGCAGCUGAAGGUGUUCCGCCCCAUCGGAGACCCUGAAAGUGAGCAGUCCGCCCCAAAGCUUCUCGGGAUGUUCUACACCUCCAGCGACAGCCCUGGCAAAUCUGUCUUCACAAGCAGCCUGUUCCAGAUGGAACCCUCACCCCGCCACCAGCGAAAGGCGCUCAACAUCUCCGAGCCCUUCGCGGUGUCCGUGCCACUCCGCGUGUCCGCCGUCAUCAGUACCAACAGCACCCCGUGCAGGACACCCCCCAAAGAGCUACAGUCUCUCUCCAGCCUCGAAGAGUUUUCUUUCCAAGGUUCAGAGAGUGGAGGAUGGCCAGAAGAAGAGAAGUCCCUGGGACCUGAGUUUCCAGGCUCUGUCACUAAGAAGGCAGGUACCGAGGACACCAAGCCAGAACCUGAAGCCCCGGGGAGAGCAGAAUGCAGCCAAAGCCCUCCCCUGGACCCAGGCACCCAAGUGGAAAAGAAAACCUUGCAUGUGUCCCUGGGCUCUCAAGUGUCAAAGGAAGCAGAGAAGCGGCCAAAGGCAGAGAAGGUGAUGGAGGAGAGCCAGGGUUCUAGCCAGUCGAAGCCCGGCACUCCACAAGAGAGCCUCGGGGCUGGGACUGAACCAUUGCUUCUCCAGGAGAUGGAUGAAGAAGACCUGGCUCAGGUCUUGAUCUGGCCCGAGAUUCAACAGGAACUGAAAAUCAUUGAAUCAGAGGAGGAGUUCUCUUCGUUGCCGCCCGCUGCUCAGAAGACAAGCCCGAUUACUGAGUCAAGUCCAGCCCCGUUUCCCUUCCCAGAGACCCCUGGGAGCUUGCCGAGUAGCUCUGCUCCUCGGGAGGUAUGGACUGGGGAUGCAGCCAAUCAGAGCAUACAGGAGGCUGCCAUCUUAACCGAUAGAGAGAAGCUGGAGCCGGUCUGCAGCCUCCUUGAGUCAGAGUCUGAGCAGGAGCUCGGGCCAGACCCGGCCAGUCUAGCACCCCUGGAAAUGCUUCUGUUUGAGAAGGUAUCUUCUCCGGCUAGGCUAGAGAUAGCAGGCCCAAGGAAUCUCUCUCCCCCUCUUCCUCCUGCUCCUCCUCCUCCAACGCCUCUGGAGGAGGAGCCUGGAGUCUUGCUGUCAAAGGAUGGUCCUGACAGAGAAGAUGCAUCCAGGGAUUCCAGGACAGAUGUCUACACAGAGCAGCCAACACCCAAAGACAGCCCCGGCGUCCCUAACCCCUGUCAGAGAGAGGAAGCUAUUGCAAGCCCAGAUGAGAAGCAAAAUGCAAGGCAUGCUGUUCUUGAGAACAAAGGCUCUGGUCUUCCAAGCCCAACAAGAGAGGUUGACUUCAUCCCACAAGAGGAGGGAGACACUCCCCCUUCAGCACAAGAGCCUUCAGACUGUGACGAAGAUGACACUGUGAUGGACCCUGCCCAGCAUGGCCUGGAGAUGGUGGAACCCUGGGAGGAGCCCCAGUGGGUGACCAGUCCCCUUCAUUCUCCCACCUUGAAAGAAGUUCAGGAGUCCCAGAUGCAAGGCUCCCAGGGCCACCGAUUAGAAAGGAGACUUCGCCACAGGCCCAGCCUUCGCCAGAGCCAUUCUCUCGAUAGUAAAACCACUGGAAAGAGCCACUGGACUCUUGAGGCCCCCUUCUCCAGCAGUUGCGCCAAUCUGGAAACAGAGAAGAACUAUGAGCCUCUGCAGCCCCCGGCGGCCAGGACCAAGAAUGCCGGAUUGGAAGGGAAAGCCCUGAAAGCCUUCCGAGAGUUCUCAGGCCUAAAAGGGUUAGAGGUUCUUCCCAGCCAGAAGGGACCAUCUGGUAUACAACCCAAACCAGGAGAAACCAACUUCAUCAGUUUAGCAGAGGGAAAGGAGCAGGAACCACAACUGGAACUUAGCAACCCUCAGAUAAAACACAGUGACGUUCCCGGGCCAGAUAGCAGCAAGGAGAAUUCACCUAGGGCUCAAGACAGCACCUCACCUGAGGAACAUCACUUACAGUUACAGCUUAAGAACACUGAGUGUGGGCCCUCAAAAGGGAAACACAGGCCGUCUUCCCUCAACCUGGACUCUGCCACUCCCAUAGCUGACCUUUUCCGACUUGAGAAUGGGGCUUCCUUUAGUUCACCUGGAAUAGAGCUCUCUGAACUGGGAGACACCAAGGUCACCUGGAUGAGUUCCUCUCAUUGCAAAGCAGCCCCCUGGAAUUCCCAGGACACGCAGGACCUGGACAUUGUUGCCCACGCCCUGACAGGCCGCCGGAAUUCGGCUCCCGUGAGCGUGUCAGCUGUGAGAACCUCCUUCAUGGUCAAAAUGUGUCAGGCCAAGGCGGUCCCUGUCAUCCCACCCAAGAUCCAGUACACACAGAUCCCACAGCCCCUGCCCUCUCAGAGCACAGGGGAGGAAGGGGCUCAGCCUCUGGAGAGAAGCCAGGAAGAACCUGGUUCAACCCCUGAGGUCCCUCAGAAACCCACCAAAGAUGAUUCUCCCUCCUCCCUGGGAAGCCCAGAGGAAGAGCAACCAAAGCAAGAGACGGGAGCCUCUGCAUCCUGGAGGCAAGCCAGCACCACAUCCUGCAUGUACGAGGGGUCCUCCUGCUCUCCGGAACCAAGUGCAUCCACUCUGGCCUCCAUACAAGAUGCAGCAGUGCAAUGCAGAAAACGCACAUCAGAGACAGAGCCAUCAGGAGACAACCUUCUUUCUUCAAAACUGGAGAGAGCAUCGGGGGGUCCUAAAGCUUUCCACAGGUCAAGGCCAGGAAGACCUCAGAGCCUCAUCUUAUUCCCUAUCAUGGACCAUCUACCUUCCUCGCCCACAGUGAUCGAUUCCAAGGUCCUACUGUCCCCUAUCAGGAGCCCCACUCAGACCGUUUCCCCUGGUCUUCUCUGUGGAGAGUUGGCCGAAAACACAUGGAUCACAUCAGAAGGGGUCACACUUAGGAAUAAAAUGACCAUCCCUAAGAAUGGCCAAAGACUAGAGACUUCGACGAGCUGUUUUUACCAGCCCCAGCGGAGAUCCGUGAUUCUGGAUGGAAGAAGUGGGAGACAGAUAGAAUGAGACCAGCUGACCUGCUGUGGUCUGUAAACCUGGCGGGUUCAUCUGGUCCUUACGGGGAUCAACCGGCCACUCUCCAGGCCCAAGCUAUGGAAAUGUGUGCUUUUAUUUGCCUCUGACCACCUCCAUUCUCUCUCCCGGACCUCUCCUUUGUCUUUGACCAUGCAUGAGUCCAUUUGCAAGAAGAGUGGUCAAGACAAGGACCAAAGAGUGAGGUUUAAGGAAGUCCACAUGAGCAAGUGGGCAAGGUUAGGCAAGGGAAGAGGAGGGAAUGCUUGCCUCCGAUGGCAGUCGGGGCUCAUCUGUCAGGCAGAUGAAGCCUCCAUUAUCAUUCUCUUUUGCUCUCAAGAGCUGCCUGUGAUAGUAACCCUUGAAAGAAAGAAAUUAUUUUUUUGCCUGAGUCAGAAAAAUCUCUCUGCUUUGAUUGGAGGCUUCUUUGUGCUUUUUUAUGCUCUUUAAAGCAUUUGUUCUUUUAGAGCAGUUUUUAAUAAGCUUUGUAAAGGUGUAUUUACUACUCCCCCUCACCAAAUAGAAGCAGAUCUGGAAAUGCAAACUAACAUGCACUUAAGAUCUCCAGGUCGGGAACUUCUCCGUGCGCUUUCCCUGGAAUUGCUGCAGACCUGUCUGAGGUGACCCACACGAAUCAGCACAGAAAGUCAGAAUCUGUGCUCAAGAGCAAAGCCCCGGACUGGUCCCACCUACAGAUGCUUCUUGGUGCUGGCUUUCUUGUGACUCCAACUGCCACCGUGCUGAACUCUUGAUUAGCAAAUCCAGAAGCUAGGCAGGCUGUGUCCUGAGCGGAGGACCACAAGACGUGUAGGUAUGCAGGAGUGAUGUGUCUGCUCUCUUAAUAGUACCAGAGUCCGAGUGCCACAUGCCAUAGAGGUGUUUGAGCUUGUGAGGCAUUAAAAGGUCAGGUCUAGCUCACCUUCACUCUCCAGCACCAGUCUGAGCCCAGCAGGAUGGGUAAAGAGGCAAGGAGGAGCCCCAUCUGUCCUCAGAAAUGCCUUGCCUUUAGCCAGCGGCUCUCUUCCUUUCUCCUCCUCUCCCUGUUGCUCAAGGGCAGAUUUGAGACCCCUCUGUCUGCGUUCCCCAUCUCCACCAUCCACUCGGGUGCUCUGACUUGCUCUGACUCUUGUCUGGACACAAGCCGAUGCAGUACACCUGUCUGAUGUCCCUGACACCUGCUGGAGGAAGGUUUCUGGCGCUUCCCCCACCAAGGCUUAUUGGGGUGCUUCUCAGAUUCCAGCCUGGCUAAGCUGUCCAAAAGCUCGGUCACUGCACACGUUUUUCUGAAGACUCGCAGUAUCUCUGGGCUGACCCCACAAAGCCAGUCCUGGAGUGGGUAAGGGGCUAAGCUGAAGUCAUCUCCAGUGGGAGUGUAGAAACUGGUGGUCCAUUGCGGAGCUCAUGUUCCCCUUGCCUUCCCUGAUACGCCUGAAGGAUCUGAAAUUUUGCCCUUGGUUUUGUUGUUGUUGUUGUUAAGCCAGUGCCUGACGCAAGGAUACCUAGAGUGACCUAAAGAGUGUAACCCUACACGAGGAGCAAGGGGAGCGGUUAAUAGGCCUUCAGUCUUCGCUUUCUCAUUAGGUGAGGAAAGCAUUGGACCAACAAAAACUGAGAUGUCGACCAACAAGAAGUCUCAGGACAUAGCGUUUCCCCCUAGUCAGGAAAGGUGAAGGAAUACGGUGUGGAGAGGUGGAAGUGGCUAUGUUCUGGAGACCUGAGAAGUGCAUUCCUGCCUCAAUCAAGAAAUACGGUGGUGGGCAAGCUUGUUGCCAGGCUCAGUGUCGUUGUAUGCUUUGAUAAAGACGUGCUCCAGUUAGAAUGUGACAGGAAAAGAGCCAAGUACCAAACGACACACCGAGACGACUUAAUGACUGUUCUCUUUCCUAAUACUUCUAGAGUGUAUUUUUAUUGGCAGCAAGACAGAAAAGCAAUCAUUUCCACACUGACAGGUGACUUAAAUUCUGAGGAAUGAUUUCAGAAGGACUGCCACGUUCCCUUACACAUCACUCACUUAUGACAUCACCUUGAGGAGAGCAGACACGUGGGCGUGGGCGUGGGCAUGGGCGUGACCCACUGUCACCUGUUUGGAAAUAGUCCUUACUUCGGUUUUCCUCAGCCAGUCAAUUCCAGAAAGGCUUGAAAUCUUCACCAUCUCAGUGACCGGCCUCUAACAACUGUCACACACAUGGUGGUAAAUUUAGUGUGCUGGUUGAGCCUGGCGCUCGUAAAAUCGCAUUUCCUAACAAAGACACUGUUCCUCAAAAUGCUGGGGUCACCAUUUGGCCACCACUUGGGGCUGUCACAUUGGACCCCUGAGAAUAGCCAAGUGAGAGUCACUCAGCUUGCUUCCAUCCAGGGUCAGGGAGAAGUACCACUGUUGUCAGGACCUGCUGAUGUGCCAGAAAGAGCAGGAGAGCCAGUCUUCAGAGCAACCGCCAGUCCACAAAACAGGCUAGCUCAAAGACAAGUUCAAAUGAAAUAUGUAACACACUUUUUUGGCAUAUUAUCUUUGCUUAAGAUAAUAAUUCAUAUUUAUUUACAAAAUAGUCCUCCCAGACUAUUUUUUUUUCCCUUUUGCCAAAACGGACUGGAGAAAGAGCAUUUGGUGUUUAUUCUCUGCUCUUGGAAUAUGAAAAGACCUAACCAAGACCAAGACCUCGCUAUGAAAUACUAGCUUAAUCCAAGCCUUAAAAUUCAAAACAUUACCCAAGUUCAAUUCCUGGAUUCUGGAGACACUAAAAAUGUCUGUGUCAGCAUCCUCACCAAGUACUUGCCCAAAGCUUGGCAAGAGGGCACUGGGUACCUUAGCACCCCUACACAGCUGAGCGUGGUCUAACAGGGAGAAAGGGUUUAGAUAAGUCAAGCAACCUGAAACAACUGCAGCAGGGUGAGACCCACCAUUAGACACCAAGCCAAGGUAGAAAGCGGCAGCUAGCACCUUCGCUAGGACUGGUGACCAUAUUCAAAUGACCUACUAAUAAAUAUUCUAAUUAAGCAGAAUUGCAAAGCCAAUAAAAUAUAGCAGUG